AUGCGAGCGGCGGCGAGCUGUGUUACACUUUUGGCGUCCUCCUCGUCCUCGUCCUCGUCCUCGACGACUAAAAGAUUUGAAAGGAGGAGAUUAGUAGGGGAUUCCCCGGUGUUCAAAAGGAAGAGUAAAAGUAACGACGACGAUGGUGAUAAAACCAUCGAGGAGGAAAACUCCGGAAGAACGCCGCGCUUUGAGAAGGAGGAGCGACGGACGUCGUCAUCCGAAGCCUCGUCGUCGUUAAAGAAAGAGCUGCUGAGCAUCGUAGCCUCGUCGAGAAAAGCAAACACGAUUGAAACGAGAGCCAAAAAACGAGAGAUAUUAGAUAAAGUUCUCGAGCUGGAGAAGGAGGCGAGCGCGAAACUGGAUUUAGAAGGGGACAUCCAAGGCCGGUGGUCGCUCGUCUAUUCCACAGACGACGAUGAAAAUAAAGCUAUGUUCAUGCUGGACGAUGCGAACGAUAAAGUCGUGAAGGAAAUUUUGGAUAGUUUGUAUAAGUUCUUCUUCGCGUUCGCGGCGCCGUUGGCCGGCGGAUUUUCCUCUUCCGAGACUGCGAAGAGGAAGGAGCGCGGAGGGGAUCUCUUCAAGUCCAUUCGAAACGAGCAAAUCGUCGACUUGACGAAUGAAAGCGUAGAGAAUUUCGUAGAUUUAGAGAUAUUAGGACGAGAGACGCGAGUGGUCGUUCGCGGAGAGAUUAAACCGUUAGAUAAGAACCAAAGAAAAGUUCAAGUCACUUUCACGGAUUGGUCGUUUGACAACCUCGUGACGUUACCGCUUCCCAGACCUACCGGCGGGUUAGAAAACACCUAUUGCGACGAAACGAUGAGAAUAUCGAGAGGAAGUCGAGGCGGCGUGUUCAUCACCACACGGAUAAGAGGAGGAAGGGGAUAA
This is a messenger RNA of Bathycoccus prasinos, 888 nucleotides long. RefSeq lists its product with no specific name. Lineage: Eukaryota; Viridiplantae; Chlorophyta; Mamiellophyceae; Mamiellales; Bathycoccaceae. The transcript has a single exon. The record is from RefSeq and is a predicted model, not a curated record. Bases 1 to 888 code for a protein of 295 amino acids.